Messenger RNA from Penicillium coprophilum, 330 nucleotides. RefSeq lists its product as uncharacterized. The record is from RefSeq and is a predicted model, not a curated record. The coding region runs from base 1 to 330 and encodes 109 amino acids. Lineage: Eukaryota; Fungi; Ascomycota; Eurotiomycetes; Eurotiales; Aspergillaceae. The transcript has a single exon.
AUGCCUCAAUGGACCGGAUCUCUAAGUAGCCAGAACGACAAUUCUCUGGCCGGCGUAUUCAUGAUUAAUGGCGAGCCAUGGGUGUUCGAGAAGAACGCGCGCGGUCAACCGGCGGCGCCAUUUCAACGGGCCCCUGCAGUCGUCAAUAUUCCCUGGAAGGAGCUCGACAGUAUCCGUCAGUCCCUACAGAGUCGGGAGCCUUUCACAGCGACUAUUAUGGGCUCUACACUGGAGAUUAUUUGGUCUAAUGGUGUGAGGAUCACUGCCAAUGUGCCCCAUUGUGACACAUAUGGUCACUUUUCGGGUGAGGGUGGUUGGCGGACGCAGUGA